AUGCAUGGGAAGACAGCGUCUCUGAAGAGCUCUGCGCCCUGCACAGAGAAACCAGAAAAGGUCCAGGAGCCUCCAGGGGACAGCCUACACUGGUCAGAAGGCUCGAAGGGUGAAGAGAUAAAGAAGUAUGGCCGGGAAGGGACACCACUGAGCAAAUACAACCAGCAGUACCACAAGCUGUUUAAUGACAUCCCCUUGGAGGAGAUGGUUCUCAAAGUGUGUUCCUGUGCCCUCCAGAGAGACCUCCUUCUCCAUGGCCGGCUCUAUAUCUCUCCUAACUGGCUGUGCUUCCAUGCCAGCCUCUUUGGCAAGGACAUCAAGGUGGUCAUUCCUGUGGUAUCUGUGCAAUUGAUCAAAAAACACAAGAUGGCGCGACUCCUUCCCAAUGGACUGGCCAUCACCACCAACACCAGCCAGAAGUACAUCUUUGUGUCUCUGCUCUCCCGGGACAGCGUAUAUGAUGUGCUGAGGAGGGUCUGCACCCACCUACAGCCUUCCAGCAAGAAGAGUCUGAGUGUGAGGAAAUGCCCCGAGGAAGCUGAGUGCGAGUCUCCGGUGAGAGCUGAGGCUGGGAGCCAGGGCCUGCGAGGGAUCCUUAUUCCUGAGAUGAAGUGGAGAAAAGUUUGCCCAGCCUCCUCUUCCCUGUCACUCCCAGACAACAUCUCUUGUGUCUCUCGGAUACCUACAGACUCCACAGAUAGCUGCUUCCCCUCCAGAAAGCCUCCAGGGUCUGAGGCCGUCUGUGAGGAAGAUGUGUUGGAGGAAGAGCCCACCAUGGACCAGGAAUUGAGGCUGUGGGAUUCUCGGCUUCUCAAAGUCAUCUUUGUGAUGAUCUGCUUCUUAGUGGUGUCCUCGUCCUAUCUGGCGUUCCGCAUCUCCCGGCUGGAACAGCAGUUAUGUUCCUUGAACUGGGGCGGGCCACUCCCAGGGCACAGGUGA
Messenger RNA from Arvicola amphibius (Eurasian water vole), 939 nucleotides. It is a transcript of the gene Gramd2a, whose product is annotated as GRAM domain containing 2A. Gene Ontology annotation, molecular function: phosphatidylinositol-4,5-bisphosphate binding. Gene Ontology annotation, biological process: regulation of store-operated calcium entry. The transcript has 10 exons. The record is from RefSeq and is a predicted model, not a curated record. Gene Ontology annotation, cellular component: extrinsic component of cytoplasmic side of plasma membrane; organelle membrane contact site; endoplasmic reticulum membrane. The coding region runs from base 1 to 939 and encodes 312 amino acids. NCBI's taxonomy places the organism in Eukaryota, Metazoa, Chordata, Mammalia, Rodentia, Cricetidae.